Messenger RNA from Strongyloides ratti, 789 nucleotides. Its product is annotated as C-type lectin domain and C-type lectin-like domain and C-type lectin fold domain-containing protein. The transcript is spliced from 2 exons. The record is from RefSeq and is a predicted model, not a curated record. Bases 1 to 789 code for a protein of 262 amino acids. NCBI's taxonomy places the organism in Eukaryota, Metazoa, Nematoda, Chromadorea, Rhabditida, Strongyloididae.
AUGAAUUUUUAUGAUGCUAAAGAAUAUUGUUAUCAAAAGUUUAAUGCAAAUUUAUUAAGUAUAGAAACAAAACAUCAAAAUGAUUUUAUACGUGAUUAUUAUGCAUUUUUUGGUUCAAAAUGGUUAUCUGCAUCAAUGUCAAAAGAAAAUAAUAGUAAUUCUAUUUUAAAAUGGAAUGAAAUUUAUCCUAUAACUUUUACAAAUUUUGAUCCAUUUAACUCAUUAUCUAAUGCUUCACCAUCAUUAGGAUGUUUAAAAAUUUUAGAAAAUGGUUUAUGGGUUAAUUCAAAUUGCAUGGUACCAUCACAAUUUGUAUGUCAAAAAAAUUUAAUUCAACCAAUUAAAUCAUCAGUUGAUUGCCCUAAAUCAUGGAUUCCAUUUAAUUUAAAUAAUGCUUGUUUCAAAAUUAUUAAAACAUCAUUAAUAAGUGAGGCUGAAACUCUAUGUCGAAAGGAGGCUAUGAUUCAUGGUGAAGAGGCUUCUUUAGCAUCAAUUAAUUCAAAAGAAGAAAACGAGUUUGUUUUAAAAUUAUCUUUAAAACAUUCACCACAUUUACAUAAAAUUUUACUAGGUGGAAUUGGUGGGGGAAAAAGAAAAUUGAAUUGGGUAUGGGUUGAUGGUAGUGAUUUUAGUAAAUAUCAAAAUUGGGAUAAAUAUAUGCCUAGACAACGACAAAAUAUGUCUAAUUUAGUAAUGUUAAAAAGUGGAAAAUGGGCUAACAUUAGAAGUGACAGAAAUAGUCAUCCACAUCAUACUAUUGCUGUUUGUAAAUUAAUAUUUCUCAUUUAA